Molecule: messenger RNA, 1382 nt
Organism: Sesamum indicum (sesame)
Lineage: Eukaryota; Viridiplantae; Streptophyta; Magnoliopsida; Lamiales; Pedaliaceae
Gene: REV7
Product: DNA-binding HORMA family protein
Cellular component (GO): zeta DNA polymerase complex
Source: RefSeq, a predicted model, not a curated record
GAUCUGGGAUUUAAUACCCUACGAUAGCGUUAAAAAAGAUGAGAAAUCGCGCUUGAAGCGUAGCGACUACGACCAAUUAAUCAUGGCGGCGUUGUGCUCUCCCUCUCUGCUAUUUUCAAGCGGCAAGUGAAUAGGUACUCUCGGAAGUUGCUUAAACAUGGAUCGCAAAGACCUUCGAACUCCACAAGGCGAAAUCGCUCGGAUUCUCGUAGAGUUCCUGGAGGUUGCCAUCACUUCGGUCAUUUUCCUCAAGGGAAUCUACCCAAAUGGAGCUUUUGAGAGGCGGCGAUACAUGAAUGUAGUGGUUCAUAAAGCUAGACACCCUCAGCUGAAUGAAUAUAUUCAUACUGCUGUUGUUGCGCUCCUACCUUUCAUCAACAAGGGUUUGGUUGAUAGAGUUGCGGUGAUUUUCUUUGAUGAUGGUGAUGUGCCUAUUGAGAGAUUUGUUUUCAAGCUUAAUGUGAAUCAAUCUUAUAAUUCGAAGGUGGAAGGAGCUAACCUGGAGUUCUCUCUUAGGUCCUUCUUGAUUAAACUGCCUGUAUCAGAACCUCUGACGAAGGUUCUUCCACGCAAUUGCAGGUGGGAAAUCAUGGCUUACUUCCGCUCUCUGCCUGAGGCUAGCACCAGCAAAGACGCAGAAAUGUGGAUCCCAACAGACACAAAGCAGUGGCAGCAACCACCAACAAUAAUCCCCAUCAAGUCCAUGAGCAGUGAACCUUUAGGUUUGCAGCUGUAUCUAGAACACCCAAGUCUCUCUGAGCCGAAGAAUGAGGAGAAAUGAAUUUCCUCAAAGUAAAGGGGGGCGGCAUUAUUAUUUCUGACAAUGAAUUAACUUCUCGUGGUGAUUGCCUCUUGUUGUGGCUCUGGCCUGAUCUGCCACCAGAAUUAUACCAAUCAAUGAUGCAAACAAGGGACGUCAGGGGAUAAUUGCAGCACUGGUGGGUGGAGGAUUUUCAGGCCCCUGCUUCAUGUUUAUAAACUCAAAGCUUCACUCACGGUCAACACAGUAUAAACAAUGGGAUUAGUUUCUCAUAGAUCAUACCUGAAUUAGAAAACUCCUGCCAUUUGUUUCUCACCCCAAGAUUGCAACUUAUAGUCAGUGAAUCACCGAUCGUGCAGUUAUGAAUAUGCUCACCGUUUUUUACUCGCCUUAUUUUGUAUUUAAGUGAAGGAUCACCCAUUCUCCUAUCUAGUGCUGGAACUUCUGUGAAGUAAAUCUUCACAUAGUUGUUUUUUUGUUCAAAGGUUCGGUAGAUAACUAUGAUGAAUUUUGGAAAAUCUUAGAAGUACUCAAACUUGUGCAGAUGUGUAAUAUUAUUAUUAUUUCCCAGUUACUUCCUAAGCUCAGUAAUCAACAAUAUCAGAACUUAGUGUUUGCACCA